CCUGCUCUCUGGGAUUCUUGCUCCUCAAAGACAAUCUGGAAUUACUUGCUACAACUGCAGUUUCUUUGUUACUGUGUGAGGUCAGGGGACAUUGUUUCUACUCCAGACACUAAUCUGCACUUGGAUACACGGGAAAUGGUUUUGUGAACGCCUUCUCCAGCCUAACCUCAGCUGCUUUGGAGACCAGUUAGAUGGACAUUUUUCCUGGAUUUGGAUAUUUCAAGAGGGGAGACACGCUGGAUAAAAUGGUGCCCCUGCAGAAAAGGGAUCAGUUUGACAACUUGGAGAAGCAUACACAGUGGGGGAUCGAAUUUGUGGAGAAGUACACCAAAUUUGUCAAGGAGAGGUCAGAGAUCGAGACCAACUAUGCAAAACAAAUUAGGAAUUUAUCAAAGAAGUAUCAACCCAAGAAGAACUCACGAGAAGAGGAUGAGAGCAAGUACACCUUCUGUCGAGCCUUCCUGACAUCACUUAAUGAGUUAAAUGACUACGCCGGUCAACACGAGGUUAUAGCGGAGAACCUGACGUCUCAAAUCAUCACCGAGCUGUCGCGCUACCUGCUGGAGCUCAAGACCGAGAGAAAAACGUCCUUCCAUGAUGGGCGUAAGGCACAGCAGCACAUCGAGAGCUCGUGGAAACAGCUGGAAUCGUGUAAAAGAAAGUUUGAGAGAGACUGUAAAGAGGCAGACAGAGCACAGCAAUACUUUGAGAAGAUGGACGCUGACAUUAACGUGACUAAGGCUGACGUGGAAAAGGCACGACAGCAAGCUCAGAUGAGGCACCAGAUGGCUUCUGACAGUAAGGGCGAUUACUCCUCCUACCUGCAAAAGUUCAACCAGGAGCAGAAUGAACAUUACUUUACAGUUAUCCCCAACAUAUUCCAGAAACUUCAAGACAUGGAGGAGAAAAGAAUUGACAGGCUAGGAGUGUGCAUGAAGACGUUCGCAGACGUGGACCGCCAAGUGCUGCCCAUCGUGGGGAAGUGUUUAGACGGCAUGACGAAAGCAGCCGAGUCCAUCGAGCCCACGACUGACUCGAAGCAGGUGGUGGAGUCCUUUAAAUCGGGGUUCGAGCCUCCGGGAGAUGUGGACUUUGAGGAUUACGGCCAGGCCAUGAAGAGGACGGUGUCUGAGACCAGCCUGUCCAACUCCAGAGAGGCCAAAGAGGCCAAAGAGGCCAAAGAGAGGCCUGCUGGCAAGAGCAAGGGCAAACUGUGGCCUUUCAUUAAGAACAAGAACAAGCUUAUGUCCCUGUUAACGUCCCCCCACCAGCCCCCACCUGCCCCCCCAGCCUCAUCCCCGCCCUCACCCUCUGCUGUUCCCAACGACCCCCAGUCUCCCAAGCAGCACAAGGAGCCCCUCUCCCACCGCCUCAACGACUUCAUGACCUCCAAACCCAAAAUGCACUGCCUCCGGAGCCUGAGGCGAGGGCAGCAAUCCCAGCGCUCGCUCAUUUGUCACAAAGAGCUCAUGAAGAGGACUCUGGGUCGACCCACAUAUGCUUUCGAAGCCAGGAAAUAUGUUCUUUCUCUCAAGCUGAUCACACUCAAUUCCCACGUCCGGAAUCUCAUUGAGGGUUCUGGACCGGAGGACUUCAGCCACCUGCCACCAGAGCAGAGGAGGAAGAAGCUGCAGGGAAAGCUAGAUGACCUGAACAAGGACAUUCAGAAAGAGAUGGACCAGAGGGACGCUCUAACUAAGAUGAAAGACGUGUACGUGAAGAACCCUCAGAUGGGAGACCCCGCCAGCGUAGACCCCCGGCUAUCAGAAAUAGGCCAGAACAUCGAGAAGCUCCAGUUUGAAGCGCAGAAAUUCGAGGGCUGGUUAGCAGAGGUGGAGGAGAAGAUGCCAUCCAAGAGUGACACGAACCGGAGAAGUGGACUCUAUGAGAACCAGAACAACACGACAGUGAGCAACAACUGUGCGCAGGACAGAGAGAGGCCCUUGAGCAGCCCGGAUGGCAGCUACACAGAGGAGCAGAAUUCAGAGACUCAGGUCAAAGCCAACAUCAACCCCCUCCCCCCCACCUCCUCCACGCCAGAUUUCGACGACGAGUUCGACGACGAGGAGACCCUGCCCACCAUCGGCACCUGCAAGGCCUUGUACCCAUUUGAAGGUCAUAACGAGGGCACCAUCUCCGUGGCAGAAGGCGAGCUGUUGUACGUCAUAGAAGAAGACAAAGGAGACGGUUGGACACGAGUGCGCAGGAACGAGGAAGAGGAGGGAUACGUCCCCACAUCCUACGUCGAGGUCUUUUUGGAAACAAAUGCCAAAGGUGCUAUGACAUACAUUUAACUCAGCAAGUGUGUUUCUGUUACCGUGAGUCAGUACGUUUAUGGAGAUUAAAGAUUGUUACUCUGUAGCUCGGAUAAGAAACACACGCACACUUCCUGUCUGUCCCAGAGGGAAGGACCAAUCAGAUUGCUCUAUUGUGCCUCGUGACAGUUGCGGCUGAAUGUUUGAGAAACGACAGUGAACGGGAGCCGAGCGAGGCGGAACGUCGAGUACGAGAGAGUGUGUGAAAAGAAGCUUUUAGUUCCUCGCCUCCCGUUCACUGCGGCGCCACAUAGUGGUCACACAACGUAUAACACGACACCCAGUCAGAGCUUAGCACGAUGGGACGAAUCACACACCGAUCACACUUCAAACACACAGUACUUGAUUUUUUUAUAAAUAUAUUUUGUGUUUUUAACGGAGAGUCUGAUCCACAAAGUGUAAUAAAUCUCUCCUCUGAAUGUGUCUGACGACGAACAGGUGAAGGUUAUUGUGUUUUGGUCACUUGUUGUACCCUAAAAGGAAAAGCAUGCUCGAUGUGCAAUCACGCUGAUGUAACUUUGAUCUGCUGUAAAAUAUGAAUACAUAUUAAAAAGAUAUUUUUUUAGGCUAAACAACAAAAAAAGACAAUAAAAAUGGUUGCAUGCUGUAGAUGAAUCAUAGUGCUGUUACAACAUGGAACCCAAUCUCCCCAUUUUUAUAAAACUACUGAUCACAUUAGUGACUAAUAACCACCUUAGAAUGUGCUUUAUUUCCCUUUUAAUCCACAUUUCUUUAAUUGAUAGUGUUGGGCUGCUCUGGUCCUGUUUCCCAGGCCAGUGGUAAAGGAAUACAGGACUGAGAAUUAGCUGUACUGAGCGAUAUGGUGAGACUGGGCUGAGAUAUGGAGCUGCUCGUGACUUUAAAGCUUUGUGGUUUCUUGCAUGGUUCUCUGAGCAGCACCUGUCAAAGCAUGGUGUGUGUGUGUGUGUGUGUGUGUGUGUGUGUGUGACCUCUGUGUCAUUUCACCUCACUGCUACAAUAAGACAUUCUGUGCUACUUUUCAAGAUUGGCUUCACAAAAACAAACUCUUUCAUAACUCAUUACACAAGCCUUUGUUUAACUCCCUUUCACAGCUUUUAAUGAGCGUUUGGUGGCUUGUUAGUGGCACAGCAUGAAGCUCUUAUGUGCAGGACGUCAUCUCAUGUCAGAGCUGCACACACACAUGUCAUGUCUCCUGUAGUUUUUUAUCAAAGGGCAUUUGUGGGAUUUUUGUCCUCGUCAUGACCUGAUGACAGCAUGUUGUGCAUAGGGAGAAGGUUGCAGUUUAACAUGCAUUCAAGCCAAACUACAGAGGAAUACGCUGAGAGGUUUUUAGUCAAUGGAGGCCUUUCACACGUUGAGUACGUGCAGAUUACAUGCCGACACCACAGUACUGUCAGUUUAAAGUAGUUUUAUACAUGCUUUUUUUAUUCCACCUCUCCAUAUCUGAAUAUUUGGGUUGGUGACCUUUGAAGCUAUCUAACUUUUCUUUUUGUCAUUUUUUUUUUUGUUUGUUCGUAUUUCCUUUU
Messenger RNA from Cottoperca gobio, 3823 nucleotides. RefSeq names its product formin binding protein 1b (gene fnbp1b). Gene Ontology annotation, molecular function: protein binding. The record is from RefSeq and is a predicted model, not a curated record. The transcript has 18 exons. Lineage: Eukaryota; Metazoa; Chordata; Actinopteri; Perciformes; Bovichtidae. Bases 192 to 2294 code for a protein of 700 amino acids. Gene Ontology annotation, biological process: signal transduction.